UGGUUCGUCAAAGAAGAAGGAGGGCCCCGCAAGGCAGACGCUGUUGUUUCCCGUUCCGGGGCAGCCGUAUCUCACACAAAAACAAGGCAAAAUGUUGACCCGACUGGCACGUCUCGGGCCAGUUUUGACCCGCUUAAGCACUCGUGUACCGGUUCGGUGCGUAUCCCAGUCGAAGCCGAGCAGCGCUGCCGGUGCGACUGCUGUGACUGAGCUGCAGCAGGCUGCACCAAGUGGCAGCCAUGGUGAGGUCAGCCGUUAUGUCAAGAAUCCAGAUUACCAUGGCUUCUCCAGUGACCCAGUGGUUGAUGAAUGGAACAUGAGAGUGGGCUUCUUCUUUGGCAUUUCUCUGUGUCUUGUCAUUGGAGGAACGUUCAUUCAUUACUUACCAGACCAUGGGAUGCGCCAGUGGGCCAGAAGGGAAGCAGAACGUGUGAUCCUGCAGAGAGAGAAGGAGGGUUUGCCUCUGAUCGAUGAAAACUACUAUGACCCCAACAAAAUUGUUCUUCCCAGUGCUGGAGAGGAGUAGAGUGAACAACGAUCCACUUACUGUAGUGCACAAAUAUUGUAUUUCACUAUUAGAAAAUAAAACGUAAUUGUUUGAUUCUGUAAAUAAAAUGUGUAGAUGCUUCUCAAA
This is a messenger RNA of Phyllopteryx taeniolatus (common seadragon), 634 nucleotides long. RefSeq names its product NADH:ubiquinone oxidoreductase subunit B11 (gene ndufb11). The transcript is spliced from 3 exons. Lineage: Eukaryota; Metazoa; Chordata; Actinopteri; Syngnathiformes; Syngnathidae. The record is from RefSeq and is a predicted model, not a curated record. Bases 92 to 526 code for a protein of 144 amino acids.